This is a messenger RNA of Microtus oregoni (creeping vole), 1422 nucleotides long. RefSeq names its product V-type proton ATPase subunit C 2-like. Bases 1 to 1284 code for a protein of 427 amino acids. Gene Ontology annotation, molecular function: proton-transporting ATPase activity, rotational mechanism. The record is from RefSeq and is a predicted model, not a curated record. NCBI's taxonomy places the organism in Eukaryota, Metazoa, Chordata, Mammalia, Rodentia, Cricetidae. The transcript is spliced from 13 exons. Gene Ontology annotation, biological process: proton transmembrane transport. Gene Ontology annotation, cellular component: vacuolar proton-transporting V-type ATPase, V1 domain; lysosomal membrane.
AUGUCCGAGUUUUGGCUUAUUUCGGCUCCUGGUGAUAAGGAAAACUUACAAGCUCUGGAGAGGAUGAACCAUGUAACCUCAAAGUCCAACCUGUCCCGCAACACCAAGUUUGCCAUCCCCGACUUCAAGGUGGGGACCUUGGAUUCCCUUGUUGGUCUCUCUGAUGAGUUGGGGAAACUUGAUACCUUUGCUGAAAGCCUCAUAAAGAGAAUGGCGCAGAGCGCGGUGGAGGUCAUGGAAGACUCCAAGGGCAAAGUCCACGAGAACCUCCUGGCUAACGGAGUUGACUUGCCAUCCUUUGUGACGCACUUCGAGUGGGACAUGGCCAAAUACCCUGCCAAGCAGCCACUGAUGAACGUGGUGGACACACUGGCCAAGCAACUGGCACAAAUUGAGACAGACCUGAAGUCCCGCACAGCCGCGUACAGCGUUCUGAAGACCAACCUGGAAAACUUGGAGAAGAAAUCCACGGGAAACCUCUUCACUCGGACAUUGAGCGACAUUGUCAGCAAAGAAGACUUCGUACUUGAUUCGGAAUAUCUCACAACCCUUCUGGUCAUCGUUCCCAAGUCAAGCUAUGCACAGUGGCAGAAGACGUAUGAGUCCCUGUCAGACAUGGUGGUCCCUCGGUCAACCAAACUGAUCGUCGAGGACAAUGAGGCUGGCCUCUUCACAGUGACUCUCUUCCGCAAAGUGACUGAAGACUUCAAAGUUAAAGCCAAAGAAAACAAGUUCAUUGUCCGGGAAUUUUACUAUGAUGAAAAAGAAAUUAAAAGAGAAAGGGAAGAGAUGACCAGGUUGCUGUCUGAUAAGAAACAACAGUAUCAAACUUCCUGUGUUGCUCUUAAAAAGGGAUCAGCCACCUACCGGGACCACAAGGUUAAGGUAACCCCGCUAGGGAACCCCGCUAGGCCCGCUGCGGGGCAGACCGACAGAGACAGAGAGAGUGAGGGCGAGGGCGAGGGACCUCUGUUGCGUUGGCUCAAGGUGAACUUCAGCGAGGCCUUUAUUGCCUGGAUCCACAUAAAGGCCCUGAGAGUGUUUGUGGAGUCUGUGCUCAGGUAUGGACUCCCAGUGAACUUCCAGGCUGUGCUCCUGCAGCCCCAGAAAAAGUCAGCCACCAAGCGCCUGAGAGAGGUGCUCAAUUCUGUCUUCCGGCAUCUAGAUGAGGUUGCUGCAGCAAGCUUACUGGAUGCCUCUGUGGAAAUCCCUGGACUGCAGCUCAGCAACCAGGACUAUUUCCCCUACGUGUACUUCCACAUUGACCUCAGCCUUCUGGACUAGGUGGCCAGCCUGGUUCACUGCAGCCUCAGACCUUGCUCUAAGCCAGAUAACCAAGUCCUGCAGGAUCCUGACCCACGAGAUACUCACAGACAUUAGUUAGAGUGUAUUUAUUUUUUUAAGUUACAAUAAAAUGCUCAG